Thyridium curvatum is the source of this 639-nucleotide messenger RNA. RefSeq lists its product as uncharacterized. The record is from RefSeq and is a predicted model, not a curated record. The transcript has a single exon. The coding region runs from base 1 to 639 and encodes 212 amino acids. Lineage: Eukaryota; Fungi; Ascomycota; Sordariomycetes; Thyridiales; Thyridiaceae.
AUGGAGCCCACUCCAGAGUCAACACCGGCUCCACCGCCCUCCUCCUCAUCCUCGAAACCGACAGCCGACACGCCCUCCUCACCCAGCACGACCAAGACGCGGCCGCGCAAACAACAAGGACAACAGCCGCCGCCACCAGCCCCAUCCUCCGAGGCAACGCCCUCACAAGCACGGCCUCGCCCUCGCGCCCAGCCAUCACAGCUCCCCAGCCCGCCACCCAGCGGGAGCGCCCCCGGUGGGAAAACCACCAAACUGGCCUUUUCAGCCGACCCCAAGCCGAAGCCACCCCGGCGGCAGCUCAACCCGCCAAGGCCGCAGUCGACAAAAGUGACGCCCAACUACGUCUCCUCUCCCGACGAGGACGAGGACGACGAGGACGGAUCCUACGAGGAGGAGGAGGAGGAUGACGAGUUUUAUGACGACUAUGACGACGGCGGCGGCGAUGCGAACAACCAGCAGCUCUAUCCGUACAACCCUCAACAGCAGCAGUUGGUGCAGCAGCAGCAACAACAGCAAAUGCUGCAGCCAGAACCUCAGCAGAAGCAAAAAGGUCUACGAGUCGCCCUCGAACUGAAUCUCGAAGUGGAAAUCAUGCUCAAGGCGCAUAUUCACGGAGACUUGACGCUCUCUCUGCUGUAG